AUGACAGACAACGUGAGCUCCAGAAUCGACACCCCGACCAACAUCUCUCUGACUCCCACCGUCAGCGUCUCUGACUCAUUGGAGUAUAAGACGGUGUCGGUCUUCCUGGUCCUGCUGGUGUGCAGCGUGGGCAUCAUGGGCAACAUCAUGGUGGUCCUCGUGGUCCUCACCACGCGCCACAUGAGGACGCCCACCAACUGUUACCUAGUCAGCCUGGCCAUAGCCGACCUGACGGUGCUGGUGGCGGCGGGGCUGCCCAACGUGUCGGAGAGCCUGACAGGCACGUGGAUUUUCGGCCACGUUGGCUGUCUGGGGAUCAUCUACCUUCAGUACCUGGGCAUCAACGUGUCCUCCUGCUCCAUCACAGCCUUCACUGUGGAGAGGUACAUAGCUAUCUGCCAUCCAAUAAAGGCUCAGACGGUGUGCACAGUGUCCCGGGCCAAGCGGAUCAUUGCCGGGGUUUGGAUUUUCACCUGUGUCUACUGCAUGCUCUGGUUUUUCCUGGUGGACAUUAAGGUCCAACCGGACGGACACGUGCAGUGCGACUACAAAGUGGAACGGGAGCUGUACCUGCCUAUCUACCUCAUCGACUUUGCCAUUUUCUACGUCAUCCCGCUGCUCCUCGCCAUCGUGCUGUAUGGCCUGAUAGCGCGGAUCCUCUACCUCAGCCCUCUGCCCAACCAACCUGACACCAGUGCCACCACGCUGCGUCGUAGCUGCCGGGAAGCUUCUGAAGCGGGGAAGGGGGGUCGUCAGGGCCGGCCAAAGAGCGCACUCUCCUCCAGGAAACAGGUGACAAAGAUGCUGGCAGUUGUGGUGAUCCUAUUUGCUCUGCUGUGGAUGCCCUACCGGACUUUAGUUUUGAUCAACUCUUUUGUGUCGACACCCUAUCUGAAUGCCUGGUUCAUCCUAUUUUGUCGGACAUGCAUGUAUGCCAACAGUGCUAUAAACCCCGUGAUAUACAACGCCAUGUCUCAGAAGUUUCGCUCAGCAUUCCGUGGGCUUUACCGUUGCCAGCGGCCAGAGGGAAAUCAGAGGACCCUGUCAAUGAUCCAGGCUGGCUUCAGCACUGUCCGAGACCCCCGAAACUCCCAGGCCAAUAGCAAUGGAACCAAUGAAAAAGCAAGGAGAGCCAUCCUGAGCACUACCACCGACAUGACAACAAAGCAGAAUGGAAGUGGUCAUCAGGGGACAGCAGCAGUCAAUGGCACAACAGCAGACCAUCCCAUCGACAUUAGCCCAACUACUUUUAGCCUUGGUGCAAGUCCAACUGGUGAUGAGACGUUGGAUUGGCCUUCAUCAGCUAAAACCACGGUUAAUUUUGCUGACAGACAUACAACAAGCGAUCAGCAGGAAAACAUAUGA
This is a messenger RNA of Chelmon rostratus (copperband butterflyfish), 1365 nucleotides long. It is a transcript of the gene trhr2, whose product is annotated as thyrotropin releasing hormone receptor 2. Gene Ontology annotation, molecular function: thyrotropin-releasing hormone receptor activity. The coding region runs from base 1 to 1365 and encodes 454 amino acids. NCBI's taxonomy places the organism in Eukaryota, Metazoa, Chordata, Actinopteri, Chaetodontiformes, Chaetodontidae. The record is from RefSeq and is a predicted model, not a curated record. Gene Ontology annotation, cellular component: membrane. The transcript is spliced from 5 exons. Gene Ontology annotation, biological process: phospholipase C-activating G protein-coupled receptor signaling pathway.